Capsicum annuum is the source of this 1995-nucleotide messenger RNA. RefSeq names its product protein HESO1. NCBI's taxonomy places the organism in Eukaryota, Viridiplantae, Streptophyta, Magnoliopsida, Solanales, Solanaceae. Bases 341 to 1648 code for a protein of 435 amino acids. The transcript has 9 exons. The record is from RefSeq and is a predicted model, not a curated record. Gene Ontology annotation, molecular function: RNA uridylyltransferase activity.
UUAAAACCAUCUUUUCUUCAAUUUUCUCGUUCAAAGUCGUCGGUCGUCAAUUAAAUUCCACUAUCUGUGCCCCGAAUGGAAUAAACAACAGACACGCCUUCGCCCACCCCUCCCCCAAUUAGGCAUACUAAAAUCUUGUCUGCAGGAGACAGAUGUUACCAAAUCCUGGAGAAAACCCUUGCCUAUAAGCAAUAAGCAAAGCGCCCUCCUCAGUCAUAGUCGCCAUAUCUUGAAUGAUGUUAAUGUCCCCUUCAAUGGUAUUUAGGUAGUCAAUUCUUUUCAUAGAGAGUUUGAUAUAUCUUUUUCUAUAAGCUAGAAUCAGUGGUAUCUGGUGCUCAAAAUGAAUGGCUACAGCUUGUUUGAGCAUACUCUUCAGAAUAUACUUCGCUCUGUCAAUCCCUUGGAGGAGGAUUGGUCUAUGCGAUUUCAACUCAUUCACGAACUUCGAGCUGUGGUUGAAAGCAUAGAAAUCCUGAGAGGGGCAACUGUAGAGCCAUUUGGAUCUUUUGUAUCAAAUCUUUUUACAAGAUGGGGAGAUCUUGAUAUUUCUAUAGAGUUGCCCAAUGGGUCAUAUAUCUCAUCUGCUGGGAAGAAGUACAAACUAAGUCUACUAGGGGAUGUACUAAAAGCUCUGAGAGCUAAAGGUGGAUGCCGAAAGCUGCAAUUUAUUACCAAUGCAAGAGUUCCAAUCUUGAAGUUUCAGGGAAAUUACAAUAUUUCUUGUGAUAUAUCAAUCAAUAAUUUGAGCGGCCAAAUGAAGUCCAAAAUAUUAUACUGGAUCAACAUGAUUGAUGGACGAUUUCGUGAUAUGGUCUUACUGGUGAAAGAAUGGGCGAAGGCACAUAAUGUCAAUGAUUCGAAGACUGGAACUUUAAACUCGUAUUCUCUCAGCUUGUUAGUUGUCUUCCACUUUCAGACAUGUGUACCUGCAAUUUUACCACCUCUCAAAGAAAUAUAUCCAGGAAAUAUGGUUGAUGAUCUUACAGGUGUUAGGGCUAGUGCAGAGAAAUUCAUUGAAGAAACAUGUGCUAUGAAUAUAAAUCGACUUAUGUCAAAUAAAUCUCGAGCAAUUAAUAAGAGUUCUCUGUCUGAGCUUUUCAUCUCGUUCAUCGUAAAGUUCUGCGACAUCAGUUCAAGAGCUUCUGCUCAGGCAAUUAGCCCAUUUACUGGCCAGUGGGAAGAUAUUGCGAGCAACCUGAGAUGGCUGCCUAAAACAUAUACAAUAUUUGUUGAGGAUCCCUUUGAGCAGCCAAUUAAUUCAGCAAGGGGUGUAAGCAGUAAACAACUAACAAGAAUAGAAGAUGCAUUCAGGAGGACCCACUUUGUGCUUAUUUCGUCAAAUCAAAACGAGAAUGAAGUUAUUUCUACUCUUGUUAGGCCGUAUGUCUCCAAGUUUGUGACAAGAACCCCUGGAAACCAAAAUAACUACAGUAGAAAUGGCCUUCGGCCACAAUUGCAGACGCAGCGAGCUAUGAAGCCACCAUUGCAAGCACAACAUCAGCUUCAGGUACAGAGAGCCAUAUAUUCUCAUCAGCUUCAGGACAAAAAGAUGAACAGGAAUCAGAAUUCGACGGCGCAGGGACCCGCACAAGCUAUUCGUGUUCAAACACAGGCAGUAUGGAGGCCAAAAUCUGACAGAGGGGUGUGAAUUUGGACUCGUGCUUCUGAAACUAGGCAUCCAUUCAAGUACUUUUACUUCUUUUUUUGUUUUUGGUCAUGGGGGAGGGUAAUGAAAACUUGUGUCCAGAGAGACGAGUCUAUUUGCCAUUUUCAGAAAAAAGAUAGUUGUCCCUCAAGGACAUCUGAUAAAAUUCGAACGAUACAGAAAAGAAAACACUUGAUGGAUGCCGAUGCAAUGCAUCAUUUCCGAUAGUUUCACUUAGAAGCACCUUCCCCCUGGCAUGCUUGAUAUUAUUAUGGUGGUAGUCUGUUAUACAAUGAUAAAAUAGUUAAAUGUUUCAUCAAAUAAGAUCAAAGCCACCAUGGAUUAUAGCA